Ustilaginoidea virens is the source of this 2091-nucleotide messenger RNA. RefSeq lists its product as uncharacterized. Gene Ontology annotation, cellular component: nuclear inner membrane. Lineage: Eukaryota; Fungi; Ascomycota; Sordariomycetes; Hypocreales; Clavicipitaceae. Gene Ontology annotation, molecular function: chromatin binding. The coding region runs from base 1 to 2091 and encodes 696 amino acids. The record is from RefSeq and is a predicted model, not a curated record. The transcript has 2 exons.
AUGUCUGACGCCUAUGACUACCUCGAAGAGGGAUUCGACCCCCAUGGCGUGACCGUGCCUCGACUGCGGUCCAUCCUGGUCGCGCACAAUGUGGAUUAUCCUUCUACGGCUAAAAAGGGGCAACUGGUUGAGCUCGUCAACGAACAUGUCCUGUCGCAAGCCCCGAAGCUUCGAGCGCAAAGGGCCAGGGCCAAGCGUUCGAGCCUUGGCUUCAUCAACGUUGGCAGCGUGGACGAUUCGAAUGAGUGGCAUGAUGAUGCCCCCACUCCUCGCUCCAGACAGUCGUCUUAUCGCAGGUCCAUGUCCCCCAGGAAAAGCUCCGCGCCAGUCAAGGCCGAGCCUGAAGAAGACCCGGAACCAAAUGCUCUACGAAGCCCUCGCAAAAGGAGCUCCCGUUCUGCCAGUCGACAGCUCUCUCACGGCGGCGAUGACCAUGUUGGCCCUGGAUCCGUUUCUUCUAGGUCGGCUCGUCGCGUGAGCAGGAGGACUGUGACGCCGCAAAUCAAGGCCGAGUCGGAGCCCGAAGAAGAUGGUUAUCCCACCUACGCAAAUCAUCCCAGCGAUUAUUCCGAUCUGCCACAAGGAGACGACGAACAACAGGAAACAGUUUUUACGGACGACAAUCCUUUCCAAAGCGGGAGCUCGCCUCUCCCGGUGGCUACGCCAAGCUCUCGGCGACGAACUUUGGGCGAAGACGUCAAGAGCUCGCGAUCUACCAGGAGGCAAACCAAUGGUAUUUUCGAAAAGCCCAAGAAAUCAAGACACUCCGAAAUGUCGUCUCAAAGGCUGCGGCAUAGAACCCCAAACUCGGCCCUUGAACCAGGAGAAGAAUUCACAGUCGACGAGCAGCUAGAGCUGGAGGAUGCCGUACACAGCGGGGAGGUAGCUUUCACUCCGAGGAAACGUGGCAAGCCGGCUCGCCAAACAAGUCUGUUGACUCCGCUCUUCGUCCUUCUAAUGGCACUCUUCGGUGCUUACGGCGCCUGGUAUCGGCAAGAGAAGCUGGCCGUCGGAUACUGUGGGUUGGGAAGAGCAGCUAAGCCACUUCUGCCGGACGAGGUUGCUGUUCCCGAGGCACUGGAACCUUUGAUCGUACCGCAGUGCGAGCCGUGUCCUCAGAAUGCGUAUUGCUACGAGGGAUUCGUUGCCAAAUGUGGCUCGGGCUUCAUCCGGAAGCCUCACCCCUUGUCGUUCGGUGGACUUGUUCCCCUCCCGCCUACGUGCGAGCCGGAUAGCGAGAAAGAACGACGUGCACAAGCCGUGGCUGACAAGGCCAUCGAGGAGCUGCGAGACCGGCGUGCCAAAUACGAAUGCGGUGUUCUGGUUGAUGCCGCCGGUCACCAAGCGGACUCUCCUGCCGUUGCCGAGAAAGAGCUGAAGGAAGCUGUCGGCAAGAAAAGGAGCAAGAGGCUUAGUGACGAGGAGUUUGAAGACCUUUGGGACAAGGCGAUUGGAAAAGUAACCACGAGAGAAGAAGUCGAGGUUGAAGUAGAAACCGCCAAAUCGCCCGAUUCCUCCAGUCUUCCAGUCAGAAAGCUUUCGUCAACCUCUCUCGCUCGACUUCCGUUCUCAUGCGCCAUCAAGAGAUCUAUCUGGCUUGGACUGGCAAGAUAUCGAUUCGCAAUUGGACUUUUGAUGUGCCUUGCGCUCGGCAGCGUCUACAUUCGUGCGCGGUACCGCCGCCACAUCGCGACAUCCGCGCAAGUGCCAGCGCUAGUCGACCUGGUGCUAGGUCGGUUGGCCAACCAAAAGGAGCUUGGCGAAGAGGGCCUUGACGAACCGUGGUUAUUUCUGCCGAAUCUGAGAGAUGACGUCCUGCGGCAUCUUCACUCGCUGUCUGAGCGGGAGAGAAUCUGGCUGCGGGUCAAGGCUGUCGUGGAGCUGAACAGUAACGUCCGCGCAAGUCAGCGGGAAGGCCGGAGCGGAGAGGUUGGCCGUGCCUGGGAAUGGAUCGGGCCUACGCAAGGAGACGCUGCCAGGAGGCGACGUAGUGGCAAGGCUUCGUGGGUGACGGAGCCCAAGGAGGAGACGCCAGACGUGAGGGAGACGCCCGAGUCGAGAAAAUGGGAAGAGUCGCGGCCAAUUUAUUAA